AUGAAGCUGGCGACAGGCAGCGAAGUGGGCGACAGGCAGCGAACGAAGCAGGCGACAGGCAGCGAAGGAAGCAGGCGGCAGGCAGCGAACAAAGCAGGCAACAGGCAGCGAAUGAAGCAGGCGACAGGCAGCGAACAAAAGCAGGCGACAGGCAGCGAACAAAGCAGGCGGCAGGCAGCGAAGCGGGUGACAGGCAGCAAAGCAGGCGACAGGCAGCAAACAAAGCAGGCGACAGGCAGCAAAGCAGGCGACAGGCAGCGAAGCGGGCGACAGGCAGCGAACAAAGCAGGCGACAGGCAGCAAACGAAGCAGGCGACAGGCAGCGAAGCGGGUGACAGGCAGCAAAGCAGGCGACAGGCAGCGAAGCGGGCGACAGGCAGUGAACAAAGCAGGCGACAGGCAGUGAAGCAGGUGACAGGCAGCAAAGCAGGCGACAGGCAGCGAAGCGGCCGACAGGCAGUGAACAAAGCAGGCGACAGGCAGCAAACAAAGCAGGCGACAGGCAGCGAAGCGGGCGACAGGCAGUGA
Molecule: messenger RNA, 528 nt
Organism: Patiria miniata (bat star)
Lineage: Eukaryota; Metazoa; Echinodermata; Asteroidea; Valvatida; Asterinidae
Product: calcium/calmodulin-dependent 3',5'-cyclic nucleotide phosphodiesterase 1C-like
Exons: 1
Coding region: 1-528 (175 amino acids)
Source: RefSeq, a predicted model, not a curated record